AUGGACAUGGAGGAGCCCGAGAGGAAGUCAGCAGGUGGCAGUGGCAGUGGCAACAUCAGGUACGACUCGAAGGCGCCGCGAAAGGUGCGCUUCAAGCUGAACUCGUCCUACAGCGGGCGCGUGCUCAAGCACGUCUACGAGGACGGCCAGGAGCUGGAGAGGCCAGAGGGGGAGAAGUACCCGCACAGCUUCAUGCACACCAAGAUCCCGCGCCACCUGGACCUGGGUCAGCUCUACUCCUUCAGCCCAGACCUGCCCAGCAGCGAGCAGCCGUCCACACUCUACGCCCAGCGGAUCAACGUCUACAGGAACGUCACCGGCCUCAGGCCCCCGGACUGUGACCUGCCGGAGGGAGGAGACCCUAAUGACCCAGUGCUGGACUUUGGGAAGAUCAUUAUCUACACCAGUAACCUGAGGAUCAUUCCUGCACCCCACCAGCAGCAGGACCCUGGUGGUGGUGGUGGUGGUGGGUGUCUGCAGUGUGGUGGCUCGGGCUGCGCCCCCUGCUCCCUGUGCCACGGUAGCAAGCUGUCCAUGCUGGCCAUCCGCUUCAACGAGUCCAUCCGGGACCUGCGGUGCCAGGCCUGCUACCCGGGGGGCCUGGAGCCCUGCCAGUCCUGCGCCAAGUAG
Molecule: messenger RNA, 630 nt
Organism: Engraulis encrasicolus (European anchovy)
Lineage: Eukaryota; Metazoa; Chordata; Actinopteri; Clupeiformes; Engraulidae
Product: glutaredoxin domain-containing cysteine-rich protein 2
Exons: 3
Coding region: 1-630 (209 amino acids)
Biological process (GO): sensory perception of sound
Source: RefSeq, a predicted model, not a curated record